Molecule: messenger RNA, 1134 nt
Organism: Trichoderma virens Gv29-8
Lineage: Eukaryota; Fungi; Ascomycota; Sordariomycetes; Hypocreales; Hypocreaceae
Exons: 2
Coding region: 1-1134 (377 amino acids)
Source: RefSeq, a predicted model, not a curated record
AUGGACAUGACAUCACGCAUCCUGACUAUCAUUCAAGGAUAUGGCCACAACGAAGAGAAUGCUGAAGGCGAGCAGUGGGUGGGUCGUGCAAAAUUUGUUCCUCGUGUUCAAAAGCAUGUCGAUAGCAAUGCACCAAUUGAGCUCGUUCUUCCUGCUUUCCCCUGGAAGAGUGUGAACAAGGUAGAAAAAGUACUUGGAGCUUUGCCUGAUUUGGGUGAGGAGCUGGCCCUGGGCCGUCUCCAGAAUCUCUGCGAGGAUAUUCAAGAAAUUUACCCCCCUGGAGCUUACGUGACGAUUACUUCAGACGGUCUGGUCUAUAGUGACCUGGUUGGGAUUUCGAGUGAGGAAGUCUUUGAAUACGGCUUGAACCUACGACGCAUGGCUGAGACAAAAGGCUAUGACCGUCUCAAGUUUAUGCGAAUCAUGAACCUGGUUGGUGUUAGUGACAGCAUCCAAUUAACAAAGGAGGAAUAUGUCAGUCGCGUCGACGAGUCCCGCAAGAUGCUCGUGGAGAAGUAUAUGCCCAAGGAUUUUGAUGCUCGCGAGGCAAUCUCCAACGACCCGGAUAUCAAUCUCACAUAUUGCGGCUAUAUCAUCUUCUUGAACAAGGAUUUGAAAUACAGCCCUGUUACAGCCAAUGUUACCACCAAGGGAGAGUACAAGAGAACCGUCAAGCGAGUAGCUAGCGACAUGAUUACCCGCGGCAAGGCCUUUGCUGCUGCCAUUGACGCCAACUUUCCGGAUCACGUUCGUUUGUCCAUCCAUCGUUCCACCGGUGCCAACAAGCUCUCUUUCCCUCUGGUUCCCCAGCCGAGUCAUUUCUCCAUGACCCCGUGGCAUUGUUGCCUUGCUGUCACUUCCAAGGGCCAGUUCCGCACCGCCCAUGCUGUAGAACUGCGUGAGUCGUUUGAUGUCAUCGAGCAGGAAGGACGACCCUACUAUUACCGAGACCGCUCCGACGUGUGGAAGUGGGAUGUGCCUGUCGAGUUUGAGGUUUUCUAUCCUCGGGGACUCUAUGUCAGAGCAAAGCCAGUUGAGGGUGAAGCUGCGCCAACUAUUGGCCCCAAUGAAUUGGCCAAGAUUAAGCAGCUGAGCAAAGGAUUCUCCCCAGUUAUUCCCCUAGGUUUCGCUUAG